Messenger RNA from Dioscorea cayenensis subsp. rotundata (Guinea yam), 1974 nucleotides. RefSeq names its product zinc finger CCCH domain-containing protein 18-like. Gene Ontology annotation, molecular function: metal ion binding; RNA binding. The record is from RefSeq and is a predicted model, not a curated record. NCBI's taxonomy places the organism in Eukaryota, Viridiplantae, Streptophyta, Magnoliopsida, Dioscoreales, Dioscoreaceae. Bases 146 to 1828 code for a protein of 560 amino acids. The transcript has 8 exons.
UUGAACAUUUAUGAUAAUAUUUUAAUAGCCCCCUUCUCCUUGUACUGUUCUUUAAGAGAUGAUGCAGUCCUUCACAGACAAGAGGUUUUAGAAAGCCUUUGACUCGAAGUAGUACUCUUCUAUUCCAUCCUGCAAAGAAGCAAGAAUGGAAGUCCCUGAGUGUACAAAGAUUAUGCUUAACAGGCUUCAAAAGCUUGAGCCAGAAAUGGCUACAAAAAUCAUGGGUUACCUUCUUCUGAAUCUUUCUGAAAGGCAAAUGAUUGAAUGUGCCUUAGGACCUGAUAAACAAAUCCUAGCUUUGAUCAAUAAAGCCAAAGAAUACCUUGCAUCCUCUCCUAAACAAGUUGCUUCUAGCCCUUUGCAGUCCCAAUUUGAUCACCCUUACCCCAUGAAUUACUUGCCAACUUCUCCUACAAUCUCUAGACCAUUCUCUUCUCCAACGAGCUUUCGUGUUGCUGCUCCAUCUCCGGUUUGGGAUGCUCAUCUUGCUCCAGAGCAGCAGCAGCAACAACAACAGAUGAUGCCCACUUAUAAUCUUAACCAUUCUCCACCAUUCAAUGAUAUGUUUGGAGAUGACAUGGGCCUUCAUGAUCAAGCUGAGUUCUUUGGUUCAGAGGAGAAGUUUAAUUCAUUGCACCGAAUGUCUCCGGAGUUCUCUGGCAAUUAUCUCUAUCAGGAUGCAGCUCGAAGAACUGGCCUAAGAUCACCCCCAGCUUGCAAUUACUUUUACAGAGGAUACUGUAGGCAUGGGAUAAAUUGCAGGUAUUAUCAUGGUCAUGCCGGCCCUGAUAACUUCUCCCUUAUGUAUGCUUCGGAUGCACAUGAGCUUGCCAAUGAUGACCAUGUUUUUCCGCCUGGUUCACUGGAGAAGUUAGAAUUAGAGAUCAGGCAAUUAUUGAAGGCAAGGAGCGGGAUUCCUGUUUCUAUAGCUUCUUUACCAAUGCUGUAUCAGGAGAAGUAUGGCCGACCAUUGCAGGCUGAUGGUUAUCUCACCGAGAGCCAGCGACACGGGAAGACAGGUUUUAGCUUGACAAAAUUGCUUGCUCGUUUGAAGAAUAGCAUCUGUCUUAUCGAUCGGCCACAUGGACAGCAUUCUGUGGUGCUUGUGGAAGAUGUUCCCAAAUAUGCGGAUUACAGGAAUGACAGGAUUGAUUUUCUGCAAGUAGCUGCCAGUUCCUGCCAGAUAUAUCUUACCUUUCCGGCAGAUAGUACAUUCACUGAAGAAGAUGUUAUGAACUAUUUCAAUGAAUUUGGACCUGUUCGUGAUGUGAGGAUUCCGCGCCAGGAAAAGAGAAUGUUUGGCUUUGUGAGCUUCCUCUACCCAGAGACUGUGAGACUUGUUUUGGACAAGGGACCUCCCCAUUUCAUCUGUGGUUCACGUGUUCUUGCCAAGCCGUAUAAGGAAAAGCCCAAGCUAAGUGACAGGAAAUUUGCAGAGAGAAUAGAGCAUCCAAUCUAUCAACCUGCUCUGUUUCUUGAAAUGGAUCCUGACAUUAACACAAUGUCAGUGCCAAGAUUCCUUGAUAAUUCAAGAUUCCUCCCAAACCAUUUUGCUGAAGAUCCUGAACUCGCAUUAGAACUAGAGAGCAGACGCUUGCUUGAGCUGCAACUAACCCCGAAGACCCCUAAACCGGUGACUCAGUUUCCCUAUCUUGGUCAUCAAACACAAGAAUCAAGCGCACCUAAAGAUAAUUUUGCUUCCCAACUUGUUCCAAGCAGUGGUUCACCGAGUGAUGAUAAAGCUCAUCUACUUAGCAUCAACAAUCUCAGUGAUCAUGAUGGUGAUCACAUUGAACUUCCUGAAAGCCCAUUCGCCGCGUCUCACUAGGAAUCGUCGGUGUUUUUGAUGGAAGGUGUGCAGUAAAUUGAAGAUUUAGUUUCUGCUGCACAGAGAGACUGCUUUCCAUCUACAGCUCUAUACUAAACUUUUCCUCUUUUUGGCUCCUCAUACUCACCAUGAACAGACAACAGACA